AGAAGAAGUACUAUUUAGGGCGCGAAUUUUUGUAUCUCUGUAGUUCUCCGAGUGCUGUGACCGUGUCUGUGUGUUUUUGUUCCUUUCAGCGAUGGCGGAAAACACCUUCCCCGUUCACAACGCGGAGACGCUAGUCAACUUCUACCGCAGCGAGGUUCUCGUGGGACAAGAGGCCAAACAUUUGUCCAAAAGCGACUUAACUCCGAUUCCCAAGCCAGAAGCUGUUCAGACUUUGUACAUGAGAGUUCUGCACCUCAUUUACCGCUUCAGGCCUGAAUGUCACGCUAUGAUUCCGAUGCUGGAGAACAUUCAGUACUCUGCCUAUCAUGAACGUGCUAUUGCUAUCAUGAGUGUGUACACGCGCAUGCGACAGUUCCUGCCUAUGUGCCAGGUGUAUGACUUUUCCCUGAAUGACCUGUUGGCUCCAAAAAAGCUGCGAACUCUGACCAUUCUGAGUGCCAUCAUGAACUUUCUUCACUUCAGGAAUCAGAGGAUGGAAAUAACCUUGGAGAAUCUGGCCAAAUUAAGAGCUGACAAGAACAGGCUGCAGGGUUACAUCAAAGCCAACCAGGAAUUGGAGAAGAAGAUUGAGACGCUGACGACCAUCCCACCAGAGCAGCAGGCUGAAGCAGACGAGCUGGCUGCUGCCUUCUCUGAGCUGCAGGCCGCCACCGUGUGUGAAUACCAGGAAGUGAAUGUCAUCAAUGACAGCAUUGCAGAGUGGAAAACUACCAUCGCAGAAAGGACGCAGAAGCUGGCCCAGGUGAAAGUGGACGUGAGCAACCUGAAGGAGGACAUAAGUAAACUGAAAUCUCAGAUCGUGGAGUCUCCAGAGGAGCUAAAGAGCCAGAUGGAGAAGAUGAGGGAGUUGGUCAGGAACACCAAGAGCUGCAUUGAGAAAAAAGAUGAGAGAGGGGUGGAGCUGCAGAACAUGGUGCAGGACAUGACUUACACUGAAGCUGAGAACCAGCGGAUCUACAGCUUCCUGCAGGAUCUGGAGAGAAGCAUGAGCAACAUCAAGCAGCAGCAGCAGGAGGUGGAACAGGCUCAGAAGAAGUAUGAGGAAAAGCAGAAGGAGAUCAAAAACCUCUGCAUGGAGGAGGGCCUGCUGAGGAGAGCCCUGGGCAUGAAGAUGGAUAAGAAGUGCAAACAGGACAUCCGCAGGCAGAAGAGGAAGGAGGUGAAGGAACAGCAUGUUCAAGGAGUGCUGGGGCACUGUAACCAAAUCCACGAGAAGCGUGAGGAGAUGGCGGACAAAAUCCAAGAGAUUUCUCAUGAGACGCUGCAGCUGAAGGCCAAAAUCCAGAGCCUGAGGGAAGUCUGCAGCAAGGAGACGAAGAAGGCUCAGGCGCUGUACGACACACUGUCUGCCUCCAUGGGUGAGCUGCACAAGAGUAUUGACCUCCACGUCGCAGAUCUUAAACUAAACGUGACCAAGAUGUCCGACGGCUUCUAAACUGAACGUUUCCUGACUUUAUUUUUGUCAUAUUUUGUGUUAAUGAUUAAAAACCAGAUUUUAGUGGACGUGUGUGUUUAUUAAACUUGACUUGUUCUUCACCAUGCAUGACUGAUGUAGCAUGAAUCUCUCCAGUCCAUGCUUCUGUCCCCACAGCCGUUACUUAAAAGCAUUUGGCAUCAAAGGAAUCCAGCUUCUCUGUCAACAAAACAUCAGCUUCUGCUAGUUCACGAUGCCGGUAACAGGUUGCACACACAUCUGUCUGUCUGUCUAUCUCUAAAGUUCCUGCCAGCUUCAUAGACAUGAAAUAUGUAGACACCCCAUAGGGAGUUUAAGCCACGCCCAUCUAUGGUCCACGAAAAGGAUUUUUGGAAUCAUAGGGUGUUAAAGGAAGGUCCCGUCUUUCUCGCCUCUGAUUGGCUGGAAGGGCUCUCCUAUGAUUGGCUUUUUAAUGCAAGAGGAAACCAUUUUCCUCCUGCAGGGUUUUAUGUUUACAGCUAGCUCUUGAUGAGUCUUUAAAGGAAAUGUGAACUCAUCACUAAUAAACAUCCUUUGCUGUUUUGCAACAAACCAGUUUUUUGUUGUUGUUUUUCAUAAAAGAACCUUAAAAAUGUUAAAUGUGAACUUGUAAUAAAUCUUGUUACAUUUUA
Messenger RNA from Nothobranchius furzeri (turquoise killifish), 2106 nucleotides. RefSeq names its product UF2 component of NDC80 kinetochore complex (gene nuf2). Gene Ontology annotation, cellular component: kinetochore; Ndc80 complex. Gene Ontology annotation, biological process: kinetochore organization; attachment of mitotic spindle microtubules to kinetochore; mitotic spindle organization. NCBI's taxonomy places the organism in Eukaryota, Metazoa, Chordata, Actinopteri, Cyprinodontiformes, Nothobranchiidae. The record is from RefSeq and is a predicted model, not a curated record. Gene Ontology annotation, molecular function: protein-containing complex binding.